Messenger RNA from Exophiala viscosa, 1439 nucleotides. Its product is annotated as Alpha/Beta hydrolase protein. Bases 203 to 1426 code for a protein of 407 amino acids. The transcript is spliced from 2 exons. NCBI's taxonomy places the organism in Eukaryota, Fungi, Ascomycota, Eurotiomycetes, Chaetothyriales, Herpotrichiellaceae. Gene Ontology annotation, molecular function: epoxide hydrolase activity. The record is from RefSeq and is a predicted model, not a curated record. Gene Ontology annotation, biological process: epoxide metabolic process.
UGUGGGGCCCCAUAAGAUGACCCCCUCGAAUGUACUCCGUACUUCGAGAUGCACAAGAACAUCAAGCACGUUACACAGUCUCACGUCGUUCAGAAACUCCUUCUUGGCGCUUUGCUCUCAAAAAGCGAUCUGAUCACCUGGCGAGUAAGUCCGGUCGUCUCUCCUCUGUCGUCUUUCCCUCGAGACUUGCAUAACCUUCAUAAUGUCCCCGAUCCGACCAUACACCAUAUCAGUCCCGGACUCUAAACUCGACCGCCUGAAACAAAAGCUCGGACUGUUCGAUUUGCCGGAUGAAGUCCCCGGUAUAGAGCCAUGGUCUCGUGGUCCUCCACUCGCCGACAUCAAGCGCCUCGCAGCGUACUGGGCCGAUGGCUUCGACUGGCGGAAAGCCGAGGCAAAAUUGAACUCAAUACCCAAUUUCAUGACCAGCAUCGAUGUGGACGGAUUCGGCACGUACGAUGUACACUUUGUCCAUCAGACUAGCAGAGUGAAGAAUGCGAUUCCAUUGCUGUUCGCGCAUGGGUGGCCCGGCAAUUUCACUGAGGUCACCAAGGUCCUACCACUGCUUGUGGAUGGAGGAAAGGACAAGCCGAGUUUCCAUGUCGUCGCGCCGAGUCUAGUUGAUUUUGGGUUUUCCCAGGCUGCUAUGAAGCCUAAGUUCAACAUUGAUCAGCACGCCGAAGUAUGUCACAAGUUAAUGCUUCAAUUGGGGUAUAAUGAAUACGUGGUCCAAGGAGGCGACAUAGGCUAUCCCAUCACACGGUUCAUGGCGAAGAGUUACCCGCAACAUUGCAAGGCGCAUCACGUCAACAUGGCCAUGCCGGCGGAACCGACGUUGACGGCGCAUCCGGCGUUAUAUGCACAGGUCCAAGCCACGCCUCUUACGGAGUUUGAGAAAGCCGGGCUCGAGCGCACGAAGUGGUUCCGCACGGAGGGGUCAGGAUACAUGAUUGAGCAAGGCACGAAACCUCAGACCAUUGGCGUCGCUGUCACGGCUAGUCCGGUGGCAUUGUUGACUUGGAUCUACGAGAAGUUGCAUGACUGGAGUGACGGGUAUGCGUGGACGGACGACGAGGUGCUCACGUGGGUUAGUAUCUAUGAGUUCUCGGCUGGGGGGCCUGCAGCCACACAGAGGAUUUACUAUGAUGAUCGGAACCGCGAGGGCGGGUCGGGGUUUGUGGUCGCGCAGGAGUAUGUCGAUUCACCGCUUGGGGUAAUGCAGUUGCCGAAGGAGUUGGUGCAGAGUCCGGAGCUGUGGCAUCAUACGAUGGGGCCGUUAGUGUUGAUUAGGCAGCAUGAGAGGGGUGGGCAUUUUGCGGCGUGGGAGGUGCCGGAGUUGUUGGCGGGUGAUUUGCGAGAGAUGUUUGGGCGAGGGGGAGGUGCGUUUGGGUGUGUGAGUGGGAAGAAUGGGUAUGACGAUGAGUAAGUUGUCGUCGAAA